AUGAGGCAUCCUCACGCCGUCAUCCAAACGUCAAAAUGGUCGAAAAGGGCGUGGCCUUUCCAAGAAGGCACUCUCAGCCGUCGCCGCCUCGUUUUCACCGACGACCAAAUGUACUUUGAAUGCGACGGUAUGAACUGUCAUGAGAGCGUCACGAAUGUGCCAAAAAGGAACGACCAUUGGAGCAACUUGGAAUACUGCCAGCAAAUUGAGAGCUCGCUGGAUCAGCUGCAUUCUCCACACAAGCGCGAAUUCGACCGCACAUUGCGACCUGGAAUCCUGGGAUGGAACGAUAAGCGGCCCUUUGGCCAACCUGUCCGUCCGGGCUCGCAUGCUGCCUUUGUGCGGUUCCUGGAAAUGAUACAGGUAUACUCGGCCAGGGAGCUACCAUGUCCUUCCGACGCCCUCAAGGCAUUCGAUGGUAUCGCCAGCAAGUUUGAAGUUCUUCCGGACAGAAUCGACCAGAUCUGGGGCAUCCCUUUCUAUUGUAACGAAGAUAGGACCCUGGAGGAGACUUUUGUGGCCGGGCUUGCUUGGAAUCACACGGGAAGGGCGGGCUAUAGCCUAGAAGAGCUGCCCACGUCAAGGCACAUAUUCCCGACUUGGUCGUGGAUGAACUGGUACGGCGAGGUCGAGUAUCGUGAGCUUGAUCUAUACAAAGGCGGAUACAAGUCUGCCUUCAAGAGUGCCGUAGCAUCUGUUGUCUUGGAAGCCGACGACGGGUCACUGCUCACCCUUUCCGAGUACCUGGAGAUUUUCCAGGCUGGAAUCAAUCGUUCCGACAACCCCAAGGCAGUCCGGUUGGAAGCAUGGGUUUUCCCACCAUCUGCUUUUGUUGUCGUCGAGGGCUCUCACUUGACGUUGUUUAGGCAUCUUACAUGUCUACAUAUAUCGAUUGCAGAUAAUCCAUUCUACGCAGGUCUGGCGAGUCUGGCCCAGAGGGGUUUGGAGUUUAAAACGGAAUGGAUAUGCAUUUAUCUGGGCUCUGUCGAGAGCAAGAAGAUCAGCCUGGUUGUCCGCUAG
Messenger RNA from Fusarium falciforme, 1020 nucleotides. RefSeq names its product HET domain-containing protein. Lineage: Eukaryota; Fungi; Ascomycota; Sordariomycetes; Hypocreales; Nectriaceae. The record is from RefSeq and is a predicted model, not a curated record. The coding region runs from base 1 to 1020 and encodes 339 amino acids. The transcript has a single exon.